GGAAAGUAAUCAGUUGCUUCAAAUUUUCAAAUCGACAAAACAUAAAAAAUAGUAAAAGAAAAUUUUAUUUUCAUUUAUUAAUACAGUCAUUAGUCAUCAUAAACUACUCUCAUCACCAAGAUAAACGUUGAAAGAAUUGAUUAAAUUAAUUAUCUGCAACUGAAUCAUCGAAUCGUCAAAGUUUUCGAGAAAUAUUGACACGCAUUUGAAAAAAUGGACGACUUAGCGCCUGGAGUUGAUAGAAGCCCAUCACCAGAAAAACCACGAUCACCAUCAAGAGAAGCUUCAAGAGAUAGAGUUCGCAAGAGAAGAAGUCGUUCAAGAGAACGAAGACGAAGAAGUUAUUCACGGUCUCGAAGUCCUCUUCCCUUCCGUGGUGGAGGUUUUCGAGGAGGAAGGAACAACAACAAUUUCAGAUAUGGAAGACGAUCACCAGAUCGUUUUCGGCGAAAUUUCAAUCGAUUUAAUGACCGGCGAUCUAGAAGUCGGUCUCGUGACAACAACCGUGGACGCAGAUAUGAUAGAAAUAACAGACGAUCACGAAGUGCAUCGCCAAAAUACGUACAGCAAGAAAUGUACAAUGAAAACUAUGGAUACAUUCCACCAACGCCGGCUCCUCCUCAAUUUAACACAAUGGGCCAAAUGAGCUCACAAUUCAAUAAUUAUGAUUUUCAGGGAAAUCCUGCAUAUCCACCUCCGUCAAGUAACUUCAACGUUGGAGGUAUUUCAUGUCCAGUUCCUCCUGGGAUGACAGAAGGAUGGAUUCCACCAGCAUCACUGCAACCAGAGGAAAGUGAAGAAGAUAAGCAAAAGCGCGAAGCUGCUGUUGCUGAGGAAAAGAAGCGUCAACGUGAAGGGCUCAAGAAGCAACGAGAUCAGUACAUCAAUCGGUCUGAAAAAAUGAAACGAGAAUUGAAAGAGUUGAAACAACAAAAGUCGGAUUUAUCAGCUGGUCAUGGAAAGCGUUCACCAUCGCCAAAAACGAUGGGAUUCAUCAAAGAAAACGAGAAACUUCAGUCCCAAAUCGCAUUGAAGCUUUCGGAGAUUUUGAAUGUCAUCGACAUGCUCAACGGGAUCAUUGGAAAAGAUGAAGAUGAACCGAAGAAGAAAUCUGGAAAGAAAUCAAAGGAUUCUGACUCGGAUUCAUCACCAGAAAGAAUUAAAUCAGAGUUGCUUGAAAGCAUGAAACGGAAGAAGAAGGAAGCUGAAGAAAAAAAAGAAAAGUUUAAUUUUAUUGUCUACGAUCCCGAACUUCACUGGUGCAAACCAUGUCAAGCGUUCCCAAAAACAGCAAAGGACUAUUUAAUUCAUCUUCAUACAAAAGAACAUGCUGAAAAGAGUGCAAAGAAUCCAGCAACAGCACCAUGGCGUGAAAGUUUUCAAAAGUUGAAUGAAGUUCCAAGUUAUCCAGAUGCACCGACAAAGCGGACGCCACUUCGUGGUUUACAAUUCUUCGAACCAGCAACAGCUUGGUUUUGUAAACUCUGUGAAGUAUUCAUGGGUGACACGUAUUGUGCUUCGUUGCAUUUAAAGAGCGAGCUUCAUACUGAAAAGUACACGAUUUUCAUCGAAAAAGAACCAAAAUUCGAAGAAAGAUGGUUAGAAGCACGUAAGCGAGCAUUGGAAGCGUCUGAUCAAAAUGGAAAGCCAUCAACGACUGUUGACAAUGAAAAGCGUAAAGACGAAAAGAAAUCGAAGAAGAAAAAGAAUAAACAAAAAGAUCGAAAAGAUAAGAAGAAACGUGGAAAGAAACGUAAACGUGAUUCGUCAUCAUCAUCAAGCGGGUCUGAUGAUUCUGGUUCGAGUAGUGGAAGUGAUGAAAGUUCGAAGAAAAAUGGAAAUGAAAGCGAUCAAGACAGCAAAAAGAAUUCAAUUCGCGUUCAAAUGCGAAAUCUUUUAUCAAAAAGUGGAACAAAUGAAAAUGAUGAGAAAAAUAGCAAAUGGACGAAAGUUUCUGAUAACAUGAAACCAGUUCCACCACCAGCUCCAUCCAUAUCCAAGAAUGCUAUUCAAGAAAAUAAGAAAGACGAGCAAAUCAUUGGUCAAUGGAGCACUGUUGAGUCGGUGAUUUCUCAAGAGGAAAAGAAUUUGAUUGAGAAACUCAAAGGACGUUUGAAGACGCAACAAAAGCCAUCAGAAGAAAAGCAGUCAUCGUCGUCAUCCCUACGUAAAGGUGAUGAAAGAGAACGUGACAGAAAUCGUGAACGAAGUCGUGAUCGUGAACGGGAAAGAAAUUACAGAAAUCGACGAUCACGAACACGCAGUCGAUCAAGAGGAAGAUAUUCAAGACGUUAUUCGAGAAGUCGUUCAAACUCACGCGAUCGUCGUCGUCGCGUUGAACGGCCAGUUGUUAAUUUCCCAACUGAACCAAGAUUGCCACCAUCGAGAGAUGACAAGAAAUUACCAGCACGAUCAUAUGUCAUGAGUAAGAAAGACGACACAGUGAGUAAUGUGAAGAAAGUGAUGCCAAUGAUUGGCAAAAUGCCAGUUUUCAAGAAACAAUUGACUGAGAAGAAAGUUGAAGAACAAGUCGAUGAGAAAGUUGAUGAAACUCCAGUGGUUGAGAAGAGUUCUGAAGAGAAGAAGCCAAGAGAUGAUACUUGGGAUGAUUACAUGCCAGACCCGCUUCAAUAUUCAGCAUUGAUGGGCGCACCACCACCCCCACCUCGAAUUGAAGAACCUGAAGUUGUCCCACCUGGUCUCGAUCCAGAAGAAGAUUCUGAAUUCAUUCCCAAGCCUAUUAGUGAUGCGCCAAUUGCAAGAAAAGGUCCAUUGCCAAAAGACUUUCAAGAUACACUCGAUUUGUUGUAUGAUGGCGAUAAGCCAAAGCCCGUCGUCAUUGAACCAAACCCAGUACAGGAAUUUGUGCCAGUUGAAUCACCGCCGAUUACAGCUGCUGAUCCUGAUGGUCCCGAAAUGAUUAUGGCAGAAGAUUUGUCACAACAUGCUUUGCUUUACGGCGGAUUUUAUCAGCAAACAGCUGAGUCGGUCCAUCAACAAGUUGGUGACAUUGCAGCAACGUCAACAGUUGACCUUAAAAUGAAUGUCGGUGGUGAAGAAGUUAACGGAAGUUUCGAUAAAACAGAAGAUGAUGAAGAUGGUGGUGGAGAAUCAAAGAAUCAAAUGGACAUGGAUGAACUGGCAAUGCUUGGAAUCGAAGUUAAUGAUGUUGGUAGUGGCGUGUGGUAAAAUAUUUUGAUUUUAUCUAAAGAUCGCUACAAAAUGUAAAACUUUCAAUUUUAUGUUUAUUUGAUAACGAAAAAGUAGAAAUAAAAUCAAACAGUUUGAAAAU
This is a messenger RNA of Clunio marinus, 3292 nucleotides long. The record is from the annotation of a GenBank genome assembly. Lineage: Eukaryota; Metazoa; Arthropoda; Insecta; Diptera; Chironomidae.